UCAGAUAUUUGGGCACUGGGUUGUAUUUUGUAUGAAAUGACAACCUUACAACGUACUUUUGAUGCCUCAAAUCUUCCAGCUUUAAUUCAUAUAAUUACAAAAGAAGACUUUACACCUAUACCGCCAUGCUACUCAUCUAACUUGAGAAAAUUAAUUAGCGAUUUAUUGCAAAAAGAUCCUCUUCGAAGACCAGAUGCUAAUAAUUUAGUGACAAUAGUUCCGAUUUUUUUACAGUCGGACAACGAAUCGUCUUGGGCAGUCAAUGACAAUGAAUUACAAUCGUUUAAAAGUGAUUUACAAUACCGGUCGGUUGUUUAUCAGUUUUCAAUGCCUAUAAGUAUACAACCGAUAAACUUGCCAUUUCGUGUAAAAAUUGUUCAACUUGUUGUCAGUCAAACGCAUUUCGUUGCGCUUACUAAUGACUGUUUAGUUUUUACAUGGGGUGAAGAUAAACAUGGUCAAUUAGGUCAUGGAGAAGAAAACACCUGGAAAAACGAUCCUCAGUGUGUCGCAUCGCUAUUAGACAAGCAUAUAACUCAAGUGGGUGCGGGACAAAAUUUUAGUAUUUUUAUAAGCAGCACAGGCUUAGUACUAACAACAG
Daktulosphaira vitifoliae (grape phylloxera) is the source of this 601-nucleotide messenger RNA. RefSeq lists its product as uncharacterized. The transcript is spliced from 5 exons. The annotation marks the transcript as partial. Lineage: Eukaryota; Metazoa; Arthropoda; Insecta; Hemiptera; Phylloxeridae. The record is from RefSeq and is a predicted model, not a curated record.